UUCAUACUCCCUAUCUUUUCUAGCUCUGUACGGUUCUGCAUGGUUAUCAAUAAAAAAUAUUCCGAAUAAAACUGAGAAUUAAAGUUAAAGUUAGUUUUUUAAACUAUCUGUGUUUAGUGCUCACAUUUUCUUACUGUUAUACAACUCAACUCGGUUCAACUUAAUUCAGUGUUAACCAAAAUAUUAAACAGGAUUCCUCGGAAAGGGUCCGCGUAUUAAAAUGGGGAUCGACAUUAACCAUAAAAAUGAUCGUAAAGUUGUGCGAAGGGCACCAAAGAGUGAGGAUAUUUAUCUCCGGCUUUUAGUUAAAUUGUAUCGAUUCUUAGCAAGAAGAACUGGAGAGAAGUUUAAUAAGAUUGUAAUGAAACGUCUCUUUAUGAGCAGAAUUAAUCGCCCUCCUUUGUCACUAGCACGUUUGGCCAGAGUAGUGAAGAAACCAGGUAAUGAAAAUAAGACAAUUGUUGUUGUAGGCACUGUUACAGAUGACUUAAGGCUUUAUGAAGUCCCAAAACUUACAUUGUGUGCUCUACGAGUGACCGAACGAGCAAGAGCUCGUAUUUUGAAAGCUGGAGGUGAAAUAAUCACUUUUGAUCAACUAGCUAUGAGGAGUCCUAGAGGAAAGAAGACUCUUUUGAUUCAAGGAUGCCGAAAGGCUAGAGAAGCUUGCAGACAUUUUGGAAAAGCUCCUGGUGUUCCACACAGUCAUACUAAACCAUACGUUAGAUCAAAGGGACGAAAGUUUGAGAGAGCUCGUGGCAGAAGGAAGAGUCGUGGAUUUAAAGUUUAAAAUAUUGGCUGUAAGGUUGAUAAUCUUAUGGAAUAAAAUGUUCACAUCUA
Parasteatoda tepidariorum (common house spider) is the source of this 837-nucleotide messenger RNA. RefSeq names its product ribosomal protein L18 (gene RpL18). Gene Ontology annotation, biological process: translation. NCBI's taxonomy places the organism in Eukaryota, Metazoa, Arthropoda, Arachnida, Araneae, Theridiidae. Gene Ontology annotation, molecular function: structural constituent of ribosome; RNA binding. Gene Ontology annotation, cellular component: ribosome; cytosolic large ribosomal subunit. The record is from RefSeq and is a predicted model, not a curated record.